CGCAACGAAUAGCUGCAUUCCGCGUGCCUACGAACGAAACGAGACAUGGAAGUACGGACAGAGAGACCUCGGACGGCUGGCCGGAUAGCACCGACCGGACGCGUUACUCCGACCAUACAUCAAACAGGUGGAGGAAGAAGAAAAGCGAUACCAGUUCCGCCGCCGAGGGUGCCGACCCCUAUGCCCACCGCCAACAAUAAUCAACAAAAAAACAAUGCAAACGUCGACGCCCCGGCCGCGGUGCCAGCUCAGAGGAAAGAGCCGCACGAAAACAUCGCCCGGAUAGCCAAGCGGUAUCUCGACGAUAACAUGCAGCAGGCGUGGAUCAAUCCUCGUCUAAUAUCGAUGAUAAACAUGGAAGCUGUCACGUCCACCGACUACGACUCGUCGAACCUGAGCAGAAACUUCAAUCAGGUGGGCUUUAAUACCUACAACUAUUCGCAGUUCGAGGAGAAGUACAAGCCACGGCAGGCGUUCAAGUACGGCGACGAGUAUCUGGAGUACGGUCGCAACUCGGUGAGGCUUGGACCGAACGAGAGGUUCGCGAGAUUAUCGUCGAGGCAUCAAGACGGUGCCGGGAAGAUCGAUCAGAGGUACUUGCGGAGUCACUCGCAGCCGGAGAGACAGCACCAUUCGACCCACGAGACACGGUCCAAGUCGCAGGACUCGCGCGAAUUGACCUUCUAUCAGAUCGAUCCACCCGUCAAAGUGGAGAACGCGCAGCAGCACCAUUCCAAGGCUCAUCGCUGCGCGAUGGAGAAGAGCCAGGGCAAAAAGGAGCUGACCUUCUACGAGAUCGAUGGGCCGGCGACGCAAGAAAAGGCGAAAGACGGCAAGUUCGAGGGUUGCAAGGACAGAGGCGACAAACGGGACAAGUCGCACGGUGUCCAGGAUAAAGCGAUCCCUCCGAAGCACGCGAAGCAGGGCCAUCAGGAACAGAAGACGAACGCCCCGCCGAACUAUCAGCUGAAUAGGUCUCAGUCGGAUCUCACCGAGUGUCAGCUGCCGAAUUAUUACAGGCAUCAGAACAAUCCUUACAUCGAUCCGCCCAAGUACCGACAAUUCGACCGACCGCCGAGGUACCAGGAGACGCCACCGAGAUCAGAACCUCCGCCAAAGUACUCGGAAGUGGCCAGACGUCAGGACGACUACAAACGCGUCCAGGAGGAGAGGGGCAAACGUCAAGGAGGAGGAGGUGGAGGAGUAGGAGGAGGGAGCAUAGGCAUCGGUAGCGGUAGCGGCGGUGGCGGUGGCGGUGGCGGCGGCGGCGGCGGCGGCGGUGGUGGUAACUCUAGCAGGGGAACCAGCGGCACUCAUGGCGCCGAGACGCCCUCUAAUCUGGCCAGUAUCACGCCAACCGCGCGAGAAGCAACACGCGGUCCUUCGUCGCGGUCGCGACUCCCGUACAAGUCGUGCGACACGCGUUCCUCGAGUAACAACAACAACAACAACAACAACAUCAACGGGAACUCGAACAAGGAGGAGACGUAUCAGGAUGGCAGCGAGGAAUCCGAAGUGAUAUCGACGUCGAGGUGUCACGCGGACUCGUCGAAAUCGUUCCACCAUCAUCAGAAUCGGUGUUCCGGUAUCGGUGUCGGCGGUGCCGGAAGCGGAGGCGGUGUCGGCGUCGGUGUCGGCGUCGGCGGCAGCGGUGGUAGCGGUAGCGGUAGCGGUUGCGGUACCGUUUCCGGUAAUGUCUGCCACGGUGGUUCCGGUGUGCCGUGCGACUCGACGACGUGCGACAGGUACAAGGGUGCCGUGGACUCUCUGCUGAAGGCCAGCGAGGCGGUGCAAGGUCGUCUGUGCGACAGAUCGAUGUUGAAGAUCGAGAAGUCGUCGACCAAGGCGAUUCUACACGGCAUCGAGGGGCUCGGCAAGUGCGGGGAUAGAAUGAAAUCGGCGCAGGAACUCGGCUACGGGAAGCACGAGACAGGCAAGUCGAAGAGUCACGAUGUCGGUCACGGAUUCAAGGUCGAGAACAUCAAGUACUACGGCGAACUGAAGGGUUACGAUUUCAAGUCGUACGGAACGAUCGACAAGCCGGUGGUGGUCUCUGCCCACGAGAAGUCUCAUUUGCACGGGCCGGAGAAGAACGGUCACGACAAGUGUCACUCGAAAACGUCCUCCUCGUCCGCGAUGCAGAGUUACGGCCUGUCCAAGGUCGCCGGUGAACGUCCCGCGGAGAAGAGCGUGUACGCCGAUCACUAUUAUCACCGAUCGUCGCACUCGAAGCCGCAAAGCGCGUAUCAAGUGUACCAAGAGACCAAGUACUCGUACAACGUGAGCGGAGUACCAGGGACGCCGGCGCAGGCCAGCGCAGCCGCAGCUUUCUUCGCAAGAGCAGCCCAAAAGCUAAACCUCUCGUCGAGCCCGCAUCGCCGACGUCGCUCGGGCGACGAGAACAUCGGCUCCGACGAGCUGCCGAUCUUCCCGAAUGGAUACGCCGCGCUUCUUCUCAAGUCUCCGCCUCCAGCGCCACCGGCUUUGCUGCGAAGGAUAGGCGUGAAGGAGCUCACCGGUGUCGGCAAGGUGAAGGUAAUGCUGAAGGUAUCGUCCGGAGAAGGCGGCAGCUUCUUCAACGCCGACAAGAGGAAGAAACAGGUGACGCUGGUGGACCCAACGACCGGACAAUCUUCGUCGGCGGACGAUCGCAGGCCGACCGUGGCAGCGCCCAAGAUGUUUGCCUUCGACGCGAUAUUUACCGAGGAGGACUCUCAGACGGAAAUCUGCUCGAGUGCCCUGACGGACGUCAUCCACGCGGUCAUCAACGGAACGGACGGUUGCCUGUUCUGCUUCGGACACGCGGGAUUAGGCAAGUCGCACACGAUGCUAGGCACACCUGAGGCCGGUCACACCUUAGGAGCGAUCCCGUGCGCGAUCGCCUGGCUGUUUCGUGGAAUAUCGGAGCAGCGACAGAGGACGGGGGCCAGAUUCAGCGUGAGGGUCAGUUGCGUGGAAUUAACCACCGGCCAACAACAGCUCAGGGAUCUGCUAGCGGCUCAUGCCAACGAUUCCGAGCAAUCGCCGGCUGUGUACUUGAGGGACGACCCACUGUUCGGCAGCCUGCAGCUGCAGCAGCACAGCGAGCUCCGUGCACCGACUGCGGAACGUGCCGCCUUCUAUUUGGACGCGGCGGUCGCGGGCCGACAACGAGAGGACGGAGACGCGCACAUGCUGUACACCCUUCACGUUUAUCAGUACAGCGUCGCCGGCAAGGGUGGAGUUGCCGGCGGCAGAAGCAGACUCCACCUAAUGGACCUGGGUAAUUCGGAUCGCGGCAAGUCUUCUGGCGGGAUCCCCCUAUCCGGACUAGGCAAUAUCCUGCUAGCCAUCUUCAACGGGCAGAAGCAUCUGCCGUACAAGGAGCACAAGCUAACCCAAUUACUGAAGGAGUGUCUCGGCUCGUUGACGUGUCACGCCGCCAUGAUCGCCCACGUGUCCCCCAACGCUCAGCACUACAUGGAGACGCUAACCACCGUGCAACUGGCGUCUCGCAUUCAUCGAAUGAGGCGGAGGAAGAUCAAGUUCGUCGGUGGGGGCACGCAGGGCACGGGCAGCGGCGGAAGUUCCGGCGAGGAGGCGGCUAGGCAGAACAGCGAGUGCGACCCGAGCUCCAGCGACCUGUCCGCCGAUACGGUCAUCUACGUCGGGCCCAGCACCGACGACGCCACCGACGGCGAACACCCGCCAGUUUACAUCCCCAGUCUGAACUCGGGCGACAAUCGUUGCGCCAUGGGAAGAGUGCUGCGAGGAUCCGCCGCGGAGAGACCUUGCAAGAUUCCCGAAGAGCGCAGCCCGAUACACAAGUCGACGAAGGCGGUGAAGACCCUGACGCAGACGGCCUCGAAGCAAACCUCCCCGGCUCACACGGCCACUCCGAAGGCCAGUCCAGCGAGGAAGAGCUCGGCGACCAAGGUUUCCAUGUCGUCCAAGGUGAACGAUUCGCCGGGUAGCAAGAUCCCAGUCGCGGCACCCAGCGGAGGCUCGGACGAGCAGUGGAUAGACGGUCCCAGGAUCUCCAAGUCGAAGGUCGCCGAGGCCAGACACAUGUUGAAAGAUCCUCAUCACAAGAGGGAGACCUGGAUCGACGGACCCAUGCAGCUGACCGGUCCGCCUACCUUGCAGAUGCACGCUCAGCAACAUUCCUCCGGUUACGGGUUCAUGGACAGCCACAAGAAGAGCAUGAUCAGGAAGUGGGUCGAGAAUCAGUCGUCGCAGAUCCAAAAGAGCAGGCACGCCGCGGCUAGGAUCGAGUCGUCCAAGAUGUCCGGUCAGUCGUCGCAGUUCAAGGAGCUGACCACGUUCAAGACGUGCUCCGGGAUGGACGACGACGACACCUCGUUGUCCACGGUGGAGAGCGACAGCUUGAAGGCGAACGAGAUCGAGGACAUCACCGAGAAGCUCGGCGCCAAGCUGAACCUUCUGAACGUCAAGUCUAAUACGGAUUCCGGAUUGGAUCUGACAGCCAGUCCCGUUAUGGAUGACAGCGUGGACAAGGCGAAGCUGGAUCUUCAGGAGGACGAGGACGACGACGAGGAAAUCGUGGUGCCUCCGCCGUUGCCACUCAUCGAGCCACUGAGCAACGGAGUCAGCAGAGAGGUCUCGAUGGAGAGCUUGAACCUGUCGCACAAGGACAUCGUGCUUCCUUCCAGACACUCCUUGUCUUCCGAGGACGAGAUCUUGGAGAUCGUCGAGGUGGAGGAUCUGGAACCCGUGCCCAUGCAGGACUCGUGCCUCCAAGUGACGGAGGAGGACAUCGCGCUGUGCAUGGGAGAGAAUCCUUUGCCGGAGAGCGAUCAGGAGGAGCAUCCUUUGAGAAUUCUCAGCCAGGAGAAUCUCACCGUCGUAUCGACGUUCACCGACUCGAUGUCGGUGAUGUCGGACACGGAACGAUACAGACCUCAAUACCCGCCACCGGUCGGCGCUGGUGUUCUGCCCAGGCCGUACUUCGACCACGAGGACUUCCUGGAGCAAGAGACCAGGCACAAGUUCGACCAAUUGGCUCGGCUCCACGAACUCUACCAAAGUAAACUGGCGCUCGCAAACGUCUCCAACUCGGUCACCUAUCAGAGGGAGAACUCGAACGUGAACGUCAGAAAAGCUCCAUCCGCCCCAGUCUUCCGUCCGCCGUCGCGCUGUCAGUCCUUGUCCCUUUCGGACGUGAUGUUCAACGACGACGCGAGCAAUUACGGCAGCAUCUACAGCGAGCCGGCGUACAUCGCCGGCAAGUCCGAUCAGGAGAAGUUCUGCGACAACUGCCGCCAGAGCAUGACGAAACCGGCCACCGCUUCUUACUGGUACCCCAACAGCGUGGCCCACAUAGCCAGCCCCAGGAGGUACUGCGGCAAGCUGGGCGAGUGCAACAUCUCCAGUCUCAGGCAUCCCGACGGUGCCUCGAAUCCUAAUCUGAAGGAAGAGGUGGAGAGGCUACCGGGCAACGGAGCUUCCGGCUCGGACCCAGAGGAGGAGUACGUCGAGGCGAAGAAACUCUUCACGGCUGCCGAGAGAUCCGAGAGGACUGUGACCGGCAAGUCGGACAUCGAGGAGGAUCUCAAGAUUCAAGCGACAGCGCCAUUGCAAUUGUCGAUUCCAUCACCGGCGCCAUCCUCGGGUCGAAUGCAGCGUAAAAUUACGAGCCUCGGAUCGUCGAUGGUGUUGAACAAGGAAGGCUACGAUUCCGGCGCCGAUUCCACGCCACGGGCAGCGAAACUCUCGCCAGCCACUUUGUCUAGGCAUCGCGCGGAAAGUUCUGGCUACGACAGCAUAGUCAGAGACAGCGAGACCAGCAGCAUCGCCAGCGACUCGUCCAGGCACACCGGAGCUCUUCAAGAGCACCAAGGUACGGUGGAACAGCGGGUGGCAGAGUGCGGGCUCCGGUCACGGGCCCAGUGCCGGGCCCAUCUGCCACGGGCGCCAUCCGCGCUGCCGGGGAUACUCGCGUACACAAGCGAGGACGUGGACAUCCUGGACAGGCGCGCGCGAUUGCGCUCGGAUCCACGUGGCACGAUGUCCAAGAUACACAACCUGCGACUACGGCAGCGCCUUCUUAGGCUCGAGCUGCGAAACGCUAAAAGGCGCCUGAUGGUGCCUGAUGCCCGCUGGAGUUACGAUCUUCACGUGGAGAACAGUAUGGACUGGCGAGAUCCGUCGUUCUUGGAAGCGCUCGAGGUAGAAACGUGCAUCCUGCAGAAGCGAGUGCAAGCCUGCAAGAGUCACGUCGUAUUGAUCACCUGUUUCGACUCCUGCCCACGGCAACAGAGCACGCGGCAAGAGGAAACGUCUACAGGGAUUCGCAUCACCUAA
Messenger RNA from Eufriesea mexicana, 6303 nucleotides. RefSeq lists its product as uncharacterized. The record is from RefSeq and is a predicted model, not a curated record. The transcript has 17 exons. Gene Ontology annotation, molecular function: microtubule motor activity; microtubule binding; ATP binding. Gene Ontology annotation, biological process: microtubule-based movement. The coding region runs from base 46 to 6303 and encodes 2085 amino acids. Lineage: Eukaryota; Metazoa; Arthropoda; Insecta; Hymenoptera; Apidae.